GGUUUCGGCUUGAGUGCUGAGCAAUGGCAGCACGGCAGGGCAAGUCUGGUCCAGACUCCACUGCCGAUGCAGCGACCAGCUUUCUUCGGGCGGCACGAUCUGGGAACCUGGACAAAGCAUUGGAUCACCUGAGGAAUGGUGUAGAUAUUAACACCUGCAAUCAGAAUGGGUUAAAUGCUUUGCAUCUGGCUUCCAAGGAGGGACACGUGAAGAUGGUAGCGGAGCUGCUGCACAAGGAAAUUGUUUUGGAAACCACCACCAAGAAAGGAAAUACGGCCCUGCACAUUGCAGCCCUGGCAGGACAAGAAGAUGUGGUCCGGGAGUUGGUGAAUUUUGGGGCAAAUGUCAAUGCACAGUCACAGAAAGGCUUCACGCCCCUGUACAUGGCAGCACAAGAGAAUCACCUGGAAGUUGUCAAGUUCCUGCUGGAGAAUGGGGCCAACCAGAAUGUGGCCACUGAAGACGGCUUCACGCCACUAGCGGUGGCGCUUCAGCAGGGCCACGAAAAUGUUGUGGCCCACUUGAUUAACUAUGGGACAAAGGGCAAGGUGCGCCUUCCGGCGCUGCACAUAGCUGCCCGCAAUGAUGACACGCGGACGGCUGCUGUGCUCUUGCAGAAUGACCCCAAUGCCGAUGUCCUUUCCAAGACUGGUUUUACCCCACUGCACAUUGCCGCUCACUACGAGAACCUCAAUGUGGCGCAGUUAUUACUGAAUCGUGGAGCGAGCGUCAACUUCACUCCCCAGAAUGGCAUCACCCCACUGCACAUUGCUUCCCGUCGUGGCAAUAUCAUCAUGGUGCGCUUACUGCUUGACCGAGGAGCUCACAUUGAGACCCGUACCAAGGACGAACUGACACCAUUGCACUGUGCAGCCAGGAAUGGACAUGUGCGAAUUGCUGAAAUCCUGCUGGACCAUGGUGCUCCCAUCCAAGCAAAAACCAAGAACGGCCUGUCCCCCAUCCACAUGGCCUCCCAAGGGGAUCACUUGGAUUGUGUCCGGCUACUGCUUCAGUACAAUGCCGACAUUGAUGACAUCACGCUAGACCACCUGACACCACUGCACGUAGCUGCUCACUGUGGCCACCACCGGGUGGCUAAAGUCCUCUUGGAUAAGGGUGCAAAGCCCAAUGCACGGGCCCUGAAUGGCUUCACCCCAUCUGGCCUGACCCCUCUGCAUGUGGCCUCUUUCAUGGGACACCUUUCUAUAGUGAAGACCUUGUUACAACGUGGAGCAUCUCCCAAUGUUUCCAACGUGAAGGUGGAAACACCUCUUCACAUGGCAGCCCGAGCUGGACACACCGAGGUGGCUAAAUACCUACUCCAGAACAAAGCCAAAGUUAAUGCCAAAGCUAAGGAUGACCAGACACCAUUGCACUGUGCUGCUCGCCUUGGACACUGCACUAUGGUGAAGCUCUUGCUAGAGAAUGGCGCUGACCCCAAUCUGGCCACGACAGCUGGGCACACGCCCCUGCACAUCACUUCACGCGAGGGCCAUCUGGACUGCGCCUGUGCCCUCCUUGAAAAGGAGGCAUCACAGAUGGCCAUGACCAAGAAAGGAUUUACCCCUCUGCACGUUGCUGCCAAAUAUGGGAAAGUGGAUGUGGCUGAGGUACUUCUGGAGCGUGACGCCCAACCCAAUGCAGCAGGGAAGAAUGGCCUCACACCCCUCCAUGUAGCUGUGCAUCACAACAACCUGGACAUUGUCAAAGUGCUGCUUUCCAAGGGAGCCUCCCCACACAGCGUGGCCUGGAAUGGAUAUACCCCCUUGCACAUUGCCGCUAGGCAGAACCAAAUGGAGGUGGCCAGCAGCCUGCUGCAGUAUGGUGCUUCUGCCAAUGCCGAGUCCGUGCAAGGGGUGACCCCGCUGCACUUGGCGGCCCAGGAGGGCUAUGCAGAUAUGGUGGCCUUGCUCCUGUCCAAGCAAGCGAACGGUAACUUGGGCAACAAGAGUGGCCUCACCCCUCUUCACCUUGUCGCUCAAGAGGGGCACAUACAGGUGGCGGAUGUCCUCCUCAGGCAUGGAGUCCAAGUGGAUGCAACCACACGGAUGGGCUAUACACCCUUGCAUGUGGCUUGUCAUUAUGGGAAUAUCAAGCUAGUGAAGUUUCUGCUGCAGCAACAGGCAGAAGUCAAUUGUAAGACCAAGCUUGGGUACACUCCUCUGCACCAAGCAGCUCAGCAAGGCCACACUGAUAUCGUCACCCUCUUGCUAAAGCACGGAGCAUCCCCCAAUGAAGUUAGUUCGAAUGGUGCCACACCUCUGGCCAUUGCCAAACGGCUGGGUUACAUUUCUGUCACUGAUGUGCUAAAAGUUGUGACAGAGGAGACUACCAGCUUUUUGUCAUUCAGUGACAAACACCGCAUGAGUUUUCCUGAGACGGUGGAUGAGAUCCUGGAUGUUUCCGAGGAUGAAGGGGAAGAGCUGGCUGGGACCAAGCCACACAAGCGGGGCCUCCACUAUCAGGACGAUGAGAGAGAAAUUGUGGAAUUUGUCCCUAAACUGGAGCACACGAGGGAGGAGUCACCAGCUAUCCCACGAAUCCCUUGCGUCACUCCAGAGACGGUGCUGAUCAAACCUGAGGAGCCAGAGCAGCCUUCCAAGGAAUUUGAUGAGGAGUCCCUCAUCCCCAGCAGCCCUGCCACGGAGACCUCUGACAACAUCAGCCCGGUGGCCAGUCCUGUUCACACAGGAUUCCUCGUAAGCUUCAUGGUGGACGCCCGCGGUGGUUCCAUGCGUGGCAGCCGGCACAACGGUCUACGUGUCAUCAUCCCACCCAGGACAUGUGCAGCACCCACACGCAUCACCUGCCGUCUAGUCAAGCCUCAGAAACUGCCAGCACCACCCCCUCUAGCUGAGGAAGAAGGACUGGCCAGCAGGAUUAUCGCCCUGGGUCCCGCAGGAGCACAGUUCCUCAGCCCUGUGAUUGUAGAGAUCCCCCACUUUGCUUCACAUGGGCGCGGUGACCGGGAGCUGGUGGUGCUGCGUAGCGAGAAUGGGACUGUGUGGAAAGAGCACCGCAGCCGUUAUGGCGAGAGCUACCUGGACCAGGUCCUCAAUGGCAUGGAUGAAGAACUGGAAAGCCUAGAGGAGCUGGAGAAGAAGAGGAUUUGCCGCAUCAUCACCACAGAUUUCCCUCUCUACUUUGUGGUCAUGUCCCGCAUAUGCCAGGACCAAGACCUGAUUGGCCCAGAAGGCGGUUGUCUGGAGAGCACAUUGGUAUCCAUGGUGCAGGCCACAUUCCCGGAAACAGCGGUCACCAAGAAGGUCAAGCUAGCUCUUCAGGCGCAGCCAGUGCCGGAUGAGCUGGUGACAAAACUGCUGGGGAACCAGGCAACGUUCAGCCCAAUUGUGACAGUGGAGCCACGCCGAAGGAAAUUCCACCGCCCCAUUGGGCUGCGUAUCCCUCUGCCCCCCUCGUGGAGGGAGAACCCCCGGGACAGUGGAGAGGGCGAUACAACCAGCCUCCGCCUACUCUGCAGUGUUAUAGGAGGAACAGCUCCAGCACAAUGGGAGGACAUCACUGGGACCACAAAAUUGGUCUAUGCCAAUGAGUGUGCGAAUUUCACCACCAACGUGUCUGCCAGGUUCUGGCUGGCGGAUUGUCCGCGCACAGCUGAAGCCGUCCACUUUGCUACCCUGUUGUACAAAGAGCUGGCCGCUGUGCCUUACAUGGCCAAGUUUGUGGUGUUUGCCAAAAUGAAUGAUGCGCGGGAGGGUCGCCUGCGCUGCUACUGCAUGACUGAUGACAAGGUGGACAAGACCCUGGAGCAGCAUGAAAACUUCACAGAAGUGGCACGCAGCCGAGACAUUGAGGUAGUGGAGGGGAUGCCGCUUCACACGGAGCUCUCAGGGAACCUGGUGCCCAUCAAGAAGGCAACCCAACAGCGCAGCUUCCUGUUCCAAUCAUUCCGAGAGAACCGUCUCAUCAUCCCAGUCAAGGUGCGGGACAGCAGCCGGGAAGCGAGUGGCUCGUUGUCUUUCCUACGCAAGGCCAUGAAGUACGAAGAGCUGCAGCACGUCCUCUGCCAUUUGAACAUUACAAUGCCACCCUGCUCCAAGAGUUCCGCCAGUGAGGAGCGAAGGAGAACGCUGACACCAUUAGCCCUGCGUGAGAGAUAUAGCCUGCUCAGCGAUAGCACUCUGGGCUCAUUGAGCAGCACGGAGAAAGACAAGACUGACAUGAAAAUGGCUGUCAUUGCAGAACACCUGGGCCUUAGUUGGGCAGAACUGGCCCGGGAACUGCAGUUUGGGGUGGAUGACAUCAAUAGGAUCCGCGUAGAGAACCCCAACGCCCUGCUUGAGCAUAGCAUGACCCUGGACCAGUGGUGUGGGCAGAGUGCCAACAUGGAGAACUUAUACACAGCCCUGCGUAACAUUGAUCGCAGCGAGAUCAUCAACAUGCUGGAAGGCUCUGUACGGCAGAGCCGCAGUCUGAAGGGUGACAAACGCUACCCGCAUAGGGACUACUCCCUGUCACCUUCCCAGAUGAAUGGUUACGCUUCGCUGCAGGACGAGUUGCUCUCCCCCGCCUCCCUGCAUUACGCACUGCCCUCCCCGCUGCGUGCCGACCAGUACUGGAGUGAGGUGGCCAUCAUGGAUGCCAUCCCCAUGGCCGCCACCGAGCAGGACGCCCUCAUGGAGAUGUCCGACAUGCAGGUGUGGUCCUCGGGUCUCACGCCCUCGCUGGUGACUGCCGAAGACUCCUCCCUGGAGUGCAGCAAGGCCGAGGACUCGGAUGCCACGAGCGAAGGCCGGUUUCCGGGGCAGCUCCUGGAGGAUGCGCAUGGCCCCGACCCGCUGGGCUCCAUGGACCUGGUUGAGGACGACACAGUGGAUUCAGACGCCAUGAAUGGCCUGAUGGACACACUAGAGCAGGAGGAAGGCCAGCAGAGGGUGCAGGCCCGCAUCACGGAUUCACCCACAGUCAGUCGUGUCAUAGACAAGGGCAAAGACAGGCUUGGUGACUGGACCGUGGAGAGCACCUUCAUCUCCAGUCUGUCGGAUCUGCCCAAGGGAGUGUCAAGCCCACCGUUGCUGCGGCAAGCAGUGCCCUACAGAAUGCGGGAGCGGGAGAGGCCGGAGCACAUGCGGAUUGACUCAUCGGAGGAGAGGGAGAGCCCACCACCACACAGGGAUUGGGGGCUCCAGCCUGGGAGACGGCAGGGCCUAGCCAAGUGGCUGGAUGAAGCUGACAGCAGCUUCUUUGGGCAAACACAGGGUUUUGGGAAAGAUCACGGCAAAGCCUGGGUGGCAACCACGUAUACAGAAAAGAUCAUGUGGGGCUUCCUGACCCAGCUGCUCAUCAGCUUGGUCCUGCUGGGCUUCUUCUUGGUCAGCUGCCAGAACCUUCUGCACAUCGCCCAUGGCUCCGUCCGUUUCGUGCUGAAGCACAUCCACCAAGAGUUGGACAAGGAGCUGGGCGAGAGCGAGGGCCUCAGCGACGAUGAGGAGGCGGUCUCCACCCGAGUGGUGCGCCGGCGGGUCAUCAUUCAGGGCAAUGAAGUCUUGGAUAUUCCAGGGGAACAAGUGACUGAGGAACAAUUCACUGAUGAACAAGGCAACAUUGUCACAAAGAAGAUUAUCCGGAAGGUGGUACGGAGGCUGGACACCGACAGUAUGGGAGACGGGCGGCAACACGAAGAGGAGGAGGCUCAAGGGAGUGUCCCGAGAUCGGAGCUGCUCGGGGGCAGGAUGGGGGCUCACAUAGUGAAACGAGCCAGCCUGAAAAGGGGGAAGCAGUGACACCCCUCCCCCCCUCGAGUGGCCUCUUUGGAGGGCCUCACCUCCACACCAACCCACUGACUUCCACCCCCUUUGUGCCCUCCACAUGGCCAGGCGAGAGUGGAGCUGCGAGCUCACCAGUGCAGAGCUGGCUGUCCAUGAUGCUUUAGGUUAAUGGCAUGAUUUCCGUAUGAGACAUAACUUUACUGCCCUAUUCGCAUGACCGACUGACUGCAGACGCAUGAGCUACAGUUCUUCCUCCUGACUCAAAGCCUGGACCAGGAAACCCAGGAGGGGGGGGCGGGAAUGCAAUUGUAUGCGAAGGGUCCUUUCCAGAGCCCCUUCUUGACGUGAUGCCUCGGCCUCCUGGGAAAGGAGUAAGCUGGACGGAGCUCAUCGGCCAUCCCACCCACCCCUGCUCAGCUCUCCCGUCGGCUCUGUGCUCGGUUACGCUGCGUCCAUCUGCGGUGCCCGAGUGUUUCCAGUGAAGGGCAUCCAGUGAAGGUCUUCAGGCCCAGGAGGCAGGAAGCCACCAAGGGCCACCCAGGACCACCUCCUCCCUGUUCUCACCUGGUUUGGAUGGAAAGCGUAACCUGGACAGUUGCUCAACCUUGUGUAUAUGAUAUGAACAGAUACCUACUAUGCAAACACAAUUAGGGACAUUCGGCAGGAUUGCAUUGGCUCAGCUCCCCAGUAACCUCCGCAAGCCACCAGCAGCUUGUGAACCAGAGGUGGGAGGAGCUAGGAGUUAUUGGAAGCAGUCUCCCAGGCUCACCUCUCACUCUUACACACACAGACACACACAGGGUGGUGGUUGGGGGUGGUGGAAAAUGAGAUGGGGAGAAGGGCUCUGCCAACCCCUACACAUGUGCCAGGCACACAUGCAUUCGAUCCCUCGGGAUGCCUCUUGCAAUUUGGCCCAGGGCUGGAAGAUC
This is a messenger RNA of Gekko japonicus, 6658 nucleotides long. RefSeq names its product ankyrin 1 (gene ANK1). The record is from RefSeq and is a predicted model, not a curated record. Gene Ontology annotation, molecular function: protein binding. Gene Ontology annotation, biological process: signal transduction. NCBI's taxonomy places the organism in Eukaryota, Metazoa, Chordata, Lepidosauria, Squamata, Gekkonidae.